Molecule: messenger RNA, 2268 nt
Organism: Abrus precatorius (Indian licorice)
Lineage: Eukaryota; Viridiplantae; Streptophyta; Magnoliopsida; Fabales; Fabaceae
Product: KIN14B-interacting protein At4g14310
Exons: 3
Coding region: 1-2268 (755 amino acids)
Molecular function (GO): protein binding
Source: RefSeq, a predicted model, not a curated record
AUGUCGUCCACUCGGCGCGGCGGCGAAAACGACGCCGCCACCUUCCGUCGCCGCUCGACCACCCGUUCCACCACCCCUCUCUCCGCCACUCGCAAAUUCCCUUCCCCUUCUCUCCUCAAAGAAAACUCUAACCCUCGCCGAUCCACAUCUCGCGGGCCCACCCACAACCCCACCCUCAAACCCCGUGGCCGCAGCUCCAGCCCCUCCCUCGACCGCCCCAUACCCAACAACCUGGCCCAUACAAAGCCCAUCAGCAAACCCACAACCGCCCAAAAGCUCAAACCUUCCACCACCACCACCAGGUCAAGUCUUGAAGUCAACAAAACUUCUCAACUCGUAGAUCACAACAACACAAACAACAAUAACAAGUAUCCUAGUAGGCUUCACGAGAAGCUUGCGUUUCUCGAAGGGAAGGUGAAGAGAAUAGCCUCCGAUAUAAAGAAGACGAAGGAGAUGUUGGAUAUGAACAACCCUGAUGCGUCAAAGGUUAUUCUUUCUGAUAUUCAGGACAAGAUCUCAGGGAUCGAGAAGGCCAUGGUUCAUGUCGUUUCGAAGAAUAAUGAUAGUGAAAAUUGUAGUGACAAUAAGCAAUUGGGUGUUGUUGGUGGUGGUGAUGAUGACGUGGGUAUUCAAAAUAAGAGCUUGGUCAAAGGGCUGAACAAUGAGGAACUUGAGGCAAGAUUGUUCCCUCAUCAGAAACUGCUUCGGGAUAGGACGGUGGUGAAGGAGGAGGAGAAGGUGCUGAGUCCGGUUGACGAUAACUCCGUUGCCGUUGAGUUCUUGGCUUCUCUUGGAGAAGAGAAGGAGAAGGUGUUUGAAGAGGUGAAGGAUAUGGAUGGUGGAAAUGGGAAGAAGGGAGGGAAUGGUGGCUGGAAUAAUGCAGAGUGUGACAUUGAUGUUCUGCUUGCGGCUGAUGAGAAGCUUGAGGAAUUUGAUGAUCAGGAGAAUCGGCAAGGGGAAAUUGUUGGGGAGGAGGUGAUGGAUGAGGCUUUCAAUUUUAAGUUGAAUGAGAUUGGGAACAAGGUUGCUUCUGGUGGCUGGUUUGUUAAUGAAGGGGAGGCUGUUCUUCUUGCUCAUCAUGAUGGAUCCUGUUCCUAUUAUGAUAUUGCCAAUUGUGAGGAAAAAGCUGUAUAUAUGCCUCCGGCAGAAAUUUCACCUAAUAUGUGGAGAGACUGUUGGAUCAUUCGUGCUCCUGGUUCAGAUGGUUGUUCUGGAAGAUUUGUGGUUGCUGCAUCUGCUGGCAACACACUGGAUUCAGGGUUUUGCUCGUGGGAUUUUUACACUAAGGAAGUGAGAGCUCUCCAAGUUGAGGCUGGAACAGCGUCCUCAAGAACCGCACUUAGACCCUUGCCUAACAAUAUUGUGCAUAGAAGGAAUUCUACUUCUGGCAUUGUGGCAGCAGAAGCUAAGCAGUGGUGGUAUAGACCCUGUGGCCCUCUUAUCAUCUCUACUGCCUGCUCCCAGAGAUCUGUGAAAGUUUUCGAUGUUCGUGAUGGAGAGCAAAUCAUGAAAUGGGAUGUUCAGAAGCCUGUUCAAGCAAUGGAAUAUUCCAGCCCUUUGCAGUGGAGGAACAGAGGAAAAGUAGUGGUGGCUGAAGCUGAAUCUGUUUCUUUAUGGGAUGUGAACUCAAUUGUUCCUCAAGCUCUGGUCUCUGUUCCUACAACUGGUCGAAAAGUUUCUGCUCUCCAUGUCAGCAACACUGAUGCAGAGUUGGGUGGUGGGGUUCGGAAAAGGGUAAGCUCAUCAGAGGCUGAAGGACACGACGGUGUGUUCUGCACAUCAGAUUCUAUUAAUGUCUUGGACUUUCGCCAGCCAUCUGGUGUGGGCCUUAAGAUCUCAAAACAUGGUGUGAAUGCGCAAUCGGUUUUCUCGCGUGGGGACUCCGUCUUCCUUGGUUGUACCAGCACAAGUUCAAUGGGCAAGAAGCAGUCCUCACCACUGCUACAGCAAUUUUCAUUGCGCAGACAAGGACUGUUUAGCAUCUAUGCCCUUCCAGAUUCCAAUGCACACUCACAUCAUGCAGCAAUCCCUCAAGUAUGGGGUAAUUCUGACUUUGUCAUGGGUGUUUGUGGCCUAGGACUAUUUGUAUUUGAUGCACUGAAAGAUGAUGCACUACGUGUUCUCAAUAUGGAUUAUUCCAGUGCUCAAAGUUUUAGAGAAGUUAUUGGCCCAGAUGACUUGUAUUGGCCUUCCUUUGAUUAUCUGGGAUCUCGUGCUCUUCUUAUAUCAAGAGAUCGACCAGCUAUGUGGAGGCAUCUAAUAGCUUGA